GCUCGCUCUGCUCUGGCCUCUUUAGUGCCUCAGCCCUUGGGGUGUCUUGUAGCGCACCCAACCUGCGGGACUACGUACGCACGCAUCACCACCACCACCGAAAACCACCUCUGUCACCGGGCAGUCUGCCUUGCCAGAUUGGCAUGUUUGAGCUGUUCUCUAUGCCGGCAGUAAAGAGAUUUUCUGUGUCGUUUGCCAGGCAUCCGACUAAUGAGCCCUCAGACGAGCUCCAAGUAGUCAAGCUGCUGGAGGGGCUUCCCGCUGAGCCGGCCCUGCUGGGGUUUGCCCCUCUGGCUGUGGACGGGGCCAUGGCCCAACACCUUCGCCACUGUCCCUACCACCUCCGUCGCCUCAAGAGCUGGCUGAUGUCUGGUCAGGAGCUGCCAGAAUCCCUCCACGGGUUUGAAGGCUGCUCCAUGGUGCCCUCUAUCUACCCGCUGGAGACGCUGCACAACUCACUCUCACUGAAGCAGGUGGACGAGUUCCUCAACACGAUGUGUGAGAGCAGCAGCGAAGCCCACGCCAAAACCAUGAAAGCGCUCUCCAGCCUGUUCGACUCCCAGAGCCAGACGUCUCUCUACAGCCCUCAGCAGCCUCUGUCCUCCUCUGGAUCUGAAACAUCUCUUCGGCCAAGCCGACCACUGUGGUAUGGCAGUAUCCCCUCCAGUGCUGUAUCCAGUGCAGGUCCCUCCUCCCCAAUCACAGAGAGCUCCGGUUUGAACUUCAGCUUCAGUGAGUAGACGGUCUGUCUGGAAAAACACAAGGACUUCUGGGUAUCUAAGGGCACGAUUUGAAGACUUGUUUGUCUGCCUCUCUGUGCUUUCAUUCAUCUUUUCCCCUGCCCUUCUGCUCACAUUCACAACAAACACUGGAGGAGAUGCUGAUUUUGGAGCGAGUCCAAGCAGUCGGACUGUAAAUAUAAUCACUCAAACUGUACACGGACUCUUCCACUGCGCCCCUCGUACAUCUGAUCACCACACCCUCUCGCCAGAAAGAGACAACACACCUUCAACGGUGUCACUCAUCUCUCACCACCUCCGUGCUCCUCUUCAGUUGGCCGACACAUUCACAAACCAGCUCAGCUCAGAACAGUGCUUCAAGCCAACAUUCACACCGGUUGUGCCUUUAGUUUAAUUUGGAUGCUGCCUAUGCCAAAACAACAACAGUGCCUGCUGUUUGUGUUUUACCAAAUGUAAUCACCAAAUGACACGCAGCUGCCUCAGUUUUGACCUUAGACAUGUACGACUCAAAUGCAUUACAGACUGACAGAGUGUUAACUGUCAUUGAUUUGCAUUUGAAAUAGUUUUUUUUUUUUUCCAUCCUCACUGUUUUGUGGCAGAAAUGUGGUUGGCCAGUCGCAGCCAACCCUGACACAAAACAGGGAGUUGUUUUUUGAAAUUCAAGUGAAAUUUAGUACUUUGAUAAACAGUCUGUGGUGUGUUUCAGCUGCUAAUGUCUGUAAAAGGCUGAAAGUUAAAGCGUAAAGGAAUAGUUUAGCAAAAUACGCUUAAGACUAUUCCUUUAAAAAUAUAUACACAUUAUAGACAACUGCACAUGUCUGGUUUAUAAAAGUGAAUCUGCUUGAUGAGGUUGCAGAUUAAAUUCCGAAAUAAUGGACCUUAAUCUGAGGCUAUUCUGAACAUAAAUCUGAUAUACGAAGAUAAACAUCAUGCAAAUAUCAGGUACUUUUAUGAUUUCAGAGAUUACAAACUGAUUAGUCUUGAGAGGAUUUUAAAGUUAUACAUUGGCCCGCUUUGGUACCUGCUACAGUCCGUUCAGUUUACUUUAUACAACCAAAAUAACGAGAAAAAGUGUAAAACCCGAGCCAGCUUGAUCAAACUGUAUUUGUCUUUUCAAUGGUAUUCCGUUGUUCAGUGGAAACACAAUUUAUCUGUAAAUGUGCCUCUAAUUGACUUUGAAAGAAAUAUUUAAGAGAGUAUUGUAGACACUGUGGGUUUCCUGCUGUAUUUUUAUUAUUUUGUAGGGGUUUACAAAUCACAAUUGAUUUCAAGAAGAUCUGUGGUAUAGUAGUAUUUUGGAAUUAAAGGGAAGAACCACUUGAUUAAGUGAAUAGUAUACAUGUACUUUUACAUAAGGACGACUACCUGUUUGUGUCUGCUGUCAAACCAAAUUACAUGUUUAUUUUAAUGUUGAAUUAAUCAAAUGAUUGUUUCUAAUGAUUUAAUGAGUGAUACUCAGGUAGACAUAUCAUGAAUCUACAGAUGGAAAUUAGUUUUAUCAACAUUUGACUGAACUGGGGGUCAAGUCACUUUCAAUUAUUUUGAAAAUGAAUAAAUUCAGUGGUGAAUUUAGUAGUUUACGCUCCAAAGAAAUACUUUUAUUACUUUGACCAAAACUUUAUAGUAUUAAAGCUCUACCAUAAAACCAAGACCUGAUGUUUUAUUAUUGUAGAGCACCAUGAUAUUAUGUUCAGGCAGUUUUGUCUGCGACACGUAUAAAUGGGAGAAAUAACUCCCCGUUCAUUUCAAGCUGGUUAAAUUGAAAAUUAACUGACCCCCAAAACCUAGUUACACUUCCUGUAGAACAAAUGUGUGUGUAUAUAUUUUUUAGUCAUCAUGGAAAGACUUUUAGUUUUAGAUUUGAAUAGGACUAAUGAUUAUUUUUUUUAACCGAACAGUGGGUUGAUGUAGGUAAUUUUAGUUGUGUAUUUAUGUGAUUAUUUAAUGUGCUAUUUAAUGUCAGCCAAAGAGGUGUGUUUUAUGAGUUUGGCUGCUGGAGAACAAAGUCGAGGUUUAAUGUGUGUAAGAGUUCUGUCGAUCUCUAGAGGUUCAGGUUGGGCUGUAACGGUGGAAAGAGGAAGAUGAA
Morone saxatilis (striped sea-bass) is the source of this 2826-nucleotide messenger RNA. RefSeq names its product inositol hexakisphosphate and diphosphoinositol-pentakisphosphate kinase 1-like. NCBI's taxonomy places the organism in Eukaryota, Metazoa, Chordata, Actinopteri, Moronidae. Gene Ontology annotation, cellular component: cytosol. Gene Ontology annotation, molecular function: diphosphoinositol pentakisphosphate kinase activity; inositol hexakisphosphate kinase activity; 5-diphosphoinositol pentakisphosphate 1-kinase activity. The record is from RefSeq and is a predicted model, not a curated record. Gene Ontology annotation, biological process: inositol metabolic process; inositol phosphate biosynthetic process.